AUGGCAUUGCUUCUGUAUAGUUUUCCUUGGUUGUGUGGAGCGUAUGGGCUGGUUGGUCGAAACAAAAAGAUCCCUCGUCCACAUUUGUACCUCACAGUUAAAGGAGGAGUGAAGAGAUCGUUUGUACGAUGUGACCUUGAAGAGAAGUUCAAGUGAGACGACGCUAAGGAACACUUUGAACUCCUUCGAGAACCUGAAAGGAAACCAAAAAUUAAAUAUUUGGGUCUCCUUUUAAGUAAAUUGAGAUGUAAAUCAUCUUCUGUCUUACCGCCACCUGGUGGUGGUAUAUUAGCUUGCAGUAACCCCAGUUAUACCAAUCAAAACCCUUUACGAGUGCCUGAAGAGAACGAGAAAGUUGAUGUAUCUCAUGUCCAGGGAACUGGGACUUUAACCAUGUUUUGCGGCCUCAAUGGACAACAUUAUGCACUCACCUGCUUUCAUGUUGGUUGUGCAACUGAUGAAAACCGUUCAAACGCCGCAUUCAAUAAAGUAGAAGAUGUUCAGAAGAUGUUCAGAAGAUGCGCAAUUCACUUGAUUCACAAUUCACAAUACAGAGAACGACAAUGA
Molecule: messenger RNA, 567 nt
Organism: Paramuricea clavata
Lineage: Eukaryota; Metazoa; Cnidaria; Anthozoa; Malacalcyonacea; Plexauridae
Source: the annotation of a GenBank genome assembly